Phragmites australis (common reed) is the source of this 1216-nucleotide messenger RNA. Its product is annotated as probable inactive nicotinamidase At3g16190. The record is from RefSeq and is a predicted model, not a curated record. NCBI's taxonomy places the organism in Eukaryota, Viridiplantae, Streptophyta, Magnoliopsida, Poales, Poaceae. Bases 147 to 881 code for a protein of 244 amino acids. The transcript is spliced from 5 exons.
ACCAAAACCCCAAAGCGAAUUCGAUCUCUUCUGUUCAAACAGAACACACUGUUUCAGUGCUGCGAUAAAAAAUUCUCACGGCACCAUCGCAUCGCAUCCAUUUCGUUUUCUGUUUCCUUUUUCUUUUUGCCCUUUUCUUGCGAUUUAUGCCAUCACAUCUGGCGCUGCUGUCGUGCCUGCUGGUGCUGCUCCUCUCGCUCGACAAGUUCCUCCUCCACUACCUCAAGAGGCGCUGGUUCUCCGGCGCCAGCGCCGGCGGCACCGUCCCGAGGGGACCCGCCAAAUCGAGGCGACCCAUGGCGGCCGCCAAGUGGAGCGAGACGGCCAUGCUCGUCAUCGACAUGCAGAAGGACUUCGUGGACCCGUCGAUGCGCAGCCCGAUGCUGGUGGGCGGUGGCGAGGCCGUCGUCCCCGCCGUCGCCAAGGCCGUCGCCGUCGCAAGGGAGCGCGGCAUCUUCAUCGUCUGGGUUGUCAGAGAGCAUGACCCUUCUGGAAGAGAUGUUGAACUUUUCCGCAGGCACCACUACUCUGGGGGUAAGGGUCCGACAGUGAAAGGUUUAAAAGGCGCGGAGUUGGCUGAUGGGCUUGUUAUCAAAGAAGGGGAAUAUAAGUUGGUGAAGACAAGAUUUAGUGCUUUCUUUGCGACGCACCUUGAUUCUGUCCUCAAAACUGCAGGAAUAAAGAACUUGGUUAUUGUUGGGGUUCAAACACCAAAUUGCAUUCGGCAGACUGUCUUUGAUGCUGUUGCACUGGACUAUGAGAAAGUUACCGUUAUUAUUGAUGCAACAGCUGCUGCUAGGCCAGAAAUCCAUCUGUCAAAUAUCAGGGACAUGAAGAACAUCGGAGUGGAAACACCAGCCUUGGAAGAAUGGUGCCGCUAGGGUUGGUGGCUACAUCAUUCUCAGCAGCAACGAGACUCCCAUGGCGUAUCAGAUGUUCACUUUUGUUUUCGUUGCAUCUAAUUUCAUCUAGUUAUAUUGUUACUCUGUCAGGUAGAACAAUAUACCCUGCUAUACAUAUAUAUGCAUGUGUACAACUUCUAAUCCCUCCUAUGUAUAGAGUUCACCAUACCAUGUGAUUGUUCAAAUGAAAACCCGUCAAUCUGUGUGAACAGGCAGAUGCUUAAUCAAAACCAUAGGAGAACCUGAGGAGACUGUAAGAGAUUUUCGGUGCUUUUGAGGUUGAAUGAUGUAACCCUAUAUAGAGAAAUUUUUUA